AUGUCACGCCGUAAUGAGUUUACUGGCUACCCUACGCCGGGUCAGAAUCCUGCUGCCCAGCAGCACCCGCAGCAUGGCCAGCAACACCAUCAACAGCAGGCGCAGCAUGGCCAACAUCAAUCGCACCAAACGCAUCAGACUCAUCAGUCUCAUGCUCAGCAUGGUUCGCAUGCGCAGCACCAGCAGCAGCACACGCAGCAUCAGUCACAGCCACAGCAUCACCAGCAGCACCAUGCUACCCCUGUGCCCCCGCCAAUCAAUUUGUCGACAUCAACUGCAACGACUACACCACAGCAGUCUACUCCCACGCAGACUCCGGCUCAACCAGCCGCUCGUGGCCGCAAGAGGCCAGCCCCUGGGCAUCAGCAAACUACACAACAGUCCCACCAGGCCGGCCACACUCAGCCACACGCGUCUACCCCCACUCCAGCAUCUGCUGCCUCUACUGCUCCGGCCACGACAGCUUCGGCUCCCAUGCCGUCGACCCCGGCUACUGCGGCUACACCUGUUCCAGCCCCAUCAGUCGCUCAGCAAACUCCCGUCCCUGCACCAACCCCUGGGUCUGAAGCUGCGGAGACCCCUUCACAAGCUCCCCCGGUCAAGAAGAGUCGCACCAACACACCAUGGACGCCGGCUGAAGAACUGAGACUGAAGCAGAUGCGCGAUGCAGGUAACAGUUGGGCGGAGAUUGCCAAGACUUUCCCAACAAGAACAGAAGGUAGCGUGAAGAAGCAUUGGUACAAGGAUAUGCAUUAUGCCGAAUUUGCCGAGGAUGAGAGCCAGGCUCUGCUCAACGCUAUUAAAGAUUACGAAAACAACAAGUGGAAGACGAUUGGUCAGAAAGUUGGCAAACCUGCAAAAGCCUGUGAGCAGUAUGCGAAGGAACACUUUCCUGAUCACUUUGCAACCCAAAAGACUCAAAUUGCCAAUGUUCUGAUGAACAGCAGGGUCAACGACGACUGUAAAGCUAGUGCCGAGCACAGAAGGACCUCGUAG
Molecule: messenger RNA, 996 nt
Organism: Xylaria bambusicola
Lineage: Eukaryota; Fungi; Ascomycota; Sordariomycetes; Xylariales; Xylariaceae
Exons: 5
Coding region: 1-996 (331 amino acids)
Source: RefSeq, a predicted model, not a curated record